Lolium rigidum is the source of this 537-nucleotide messenger RNA. Its product is annotated as postacrosomal sheath WW domain-binding protein-like. Bases 1 to 537 code for a protein of 178 amino acids. The record is from RefSeq and is a predicted model, not a curated record. Lineage: Eukaryota; Viridiplantae; Streptophyta; Magnoliopsida; Poales; Poaceae. The transcript has 2 exons.
AUGGAAGGUGGAAAAGACAAAAGUACGGACGCCGAUAGAGGGUUUCAUGGAGGGUACCCUGGUGGCUACCCUGCUCCGCCGGGAUACCCUGGCUACCCUGUCCCGGUAGGUGCAUAUCCCCCGGCACAAGGAUAUGCUCCUCCACCUGGACAUUAUCCGCCUCCCGGUGUGUAUCCUCAACCUGGUGGUUAUCAGCCAUCACACGUUGCGUAUCCUCCGAGUGGGUACCCUGCAGGGUAUCAGCAACACCCUACAGCCUACCCUCCAGCUGGUUACCCCGGUCAUGGGCCACCAAUGCCAGUUCCUCCCUAUGGUCAUGGUGCUAUGUACGGAGGCAACCAUGGUGUCGGCGGGAUGAUGGCCGGUGGGGCUGUCGCCGCAGCUGCAGCAUAUGGUGCUCACAAAGUGUCCCACGCCGGCGCCUACGGGAUGUAUGGACACGGUCACGGCCACCACCACGGCAAGUUCAAGCAUGGCAAGUUCAAGCACGGCAAGUAUGGCAGGCACAAGAAGAUGUUCGGGCGCAAGUGGAAGUGA